AUGACUGAAUCUUUGGAAGCGUUAGAUCACUCACAACUGCUCGACGAUCAACGAAGGGCUUACGAGAUCGUUUCAUGGCACCUAAAACAUAUAACGUCAGGAAAUCGACCUCUGCAGCUUAUGAUGUUGAUACAUGGUGAAGGAGGCAUCAAAAAGUCAACAGUCAUCCAGACAAUAGACAGCACCUUCACCAGGAUGGGAGUGGAAGAAUGGCUAGCGAAAGCAGCAUAUACAGGGAUAGCGACAUUGGUGAUCGAUGGCAAGACAACCCAUACGAUAGCAGGAAUCAACGUUAAUGGUCGUCCAAUGUCUGCGAAAAAGAGAAAAAUGUUAGUGAUGUACUGGGGGUGA
Laetiporus sulphureus 93-53 is the source of this 351-nucleotide messenger RNA. RefSeq lists its product as uncharacterized. Lineage: Eukaryota; Fungi; Basidiomycota; Agaricomycetes; Polyporales; Laetiporaceae. Gene Ontology annotation, biological process: telomere maintenance; DNA repair. The coding region runs from base 1 to 351 and encodes 116 amino acids. The transcript has a single exon. The record is from RefSeq and is a predicted model, not a curated record. Gene Ontology annotation, molecular function: DNA helicase activity.